AGAGUUAGGCUUAGCGGCGUCUUCCGCCAGGUCGUCGGCACGUCGCUCCGGAGGUGGGACCACCUCCCGGUCCCCGCCUUCCCAGCGGACAGUUUCCCAACCGCCGUUGCUAAGCGGCCGUUAUCUGGCCGCGAGGUGCUGGGCGGCGGCCGGUUGCAGACGGUGGUCACCGGGCCUCAGGAGGUGACCAUGGAAAAAGAGCUUCGGAGCACCAUUCUUUUCAAUGCAUACAAAAAGGAAGUCUUUACCACCAGCAAUGGCUAUAAAUCCAUGCAGAAAAGACUUCGGAGUCAUUGGAAAAUUCAGAGCUUAAAAGAUGAAAUCACACCUGAGAAGCUCAUUGGGGUGAAACUAUGGAUUACAGCUGGGCCGAGGGAAAAAUUUACCGCAGCUGAGUUUGAAGUCCUAAAGAAAUACCUUGAAGGUGGUGGAGACAUCCUUGUGAUGCUAGGAGAGGGUGGGGAAUCCAGAUUUGAUACCAACAUUAACUUUCUCCUAGAAGAAUAUGGAAUCAUGGUUAAUAAUGAUGCUGUGGUUAGAAAUGUGUAUUAUAAGUAUUUCCAUCCUAAAGAAGCGCUAGUUUCCAAUGGAGUCUUGAAUAGGGAGAUUAGCCGAGCUGCAGGGAAGGCCGUGCCUGGGAUCCUUGAUGAGGAGAGCAGUGGAAAUAAUGCCCAGGCUCUCACCUUUGUCUAUCCUUUUGGUGCCACACUGAGUGUCACGAAACCUGCAGUGGCUGUGCUGUCCACAGGCUCUGUCUGUUUCCCGCUUAACAGACCCAUCCUGGCUUUCUAUCACUCGAAGAACCAAGGUGGGAAACUGGCAGUGCUUGGCUCAUGUCACAUGUUCAGUGACCAAUAUUUGGAUAAAGAAGAAAACAGCAAAAUCAUGGAUGUUGUUUUCCGGUGGCUCACGACAGAAGACAUCCACCUAAACCAGAUUGAUGCUGAGGACCCAGAGAUUUCCGACUACAUGAUGCUGCCUGACACAGCUGCCCUGUCCGAGCGGCUGCGAGUGUGUCUCCAGGAGGGCGACGAGAACCCGCGGGACUUCACCAGCCUCUUCGACCUGUCCCUUUACCAGCUGGAUACCACCUCCCUCCCAAAGGUCAUCAAGGCUUAUGAACAGCUCAACGUGAAACAUGAACCUCUCCAGCUCAUCCAGCCUCAGUUUGAGACGCCGCUGCCAGCCCUUCAGCCAGCAGUUUUCCCUCCUACUUUCAGGGAAUUACCACCUCCUCCGCUGGAGCUAUUUGACUUAGAUGAGACGUUCUCCUCUGAGAAGGCCCGGCUUGCUCAGAUUACCAAUAAGUGUACUGAAGAAGACCUGGAAUUCUAUGUCAGGAAGUGUGGCGACAUCCUCGGAGUCACCAAUAAGCUCCCAAAGGACCGGCAAGAUGCCAAACAUAUCCUUGAGCACAUCUUCUUCCAAGUGGUGGAGUUCAAGAAGUUGAACCAGGAACAUGACAUUGACACAGCAUUCCAGAACAACUUCUGAGGACCAGGCCUCUUGAAGCAUCUUCUGCCUCCUGAUUCUUUGUAAACUUUUUGAAUUAUCUCUGUUUUUUAUGAAAACUGUCUGUACAGUUUUUCCUCUCUGACCUGUGGGAAGGUCUGUGCAUCUUCUGUAGUGCCCAGAGAGGGACAACAUUUCUUAUGUAAGAUAUGUUCUGUUUUUUAAAUUAAAUGUUUGAAUCUGUA
Messenger RNA from Dama dama (fallow deer), 1697 nucleotides. RefSeq names its product intraflagellar transport 52 (gene IFT52). Lineage: Eukaryota; Metazoa; Chordata; Mammalia; Artiodactyla; Cervidae. Gene Ontology annotation, cellular component: centriole; cilium; intraciliary transport particle B. The record is from RefSeq and is a predicted model, not a curated record. Gene Ontology annotation, biological process: cilium assembly; intraciliary transport.